Molecule: messenger RNA, 3603 nt
Organism: Lachancea fermentati
Lineage: Eukaryota; Fungi; Ascomycota; Saccharomycetes; Saccharomycetales; Saccharomycetaceae
Source: the annotation of a GenBank genome assembly
AUGAGUAAUGGAAGAAUGAAAGGGAAUAAGGUGGUAAAGUUCUUAAAACAACAGUUUCCUUGCAAUAGGGUUCUGGUCAAAAGAAUUUUUAAAUCCACCGUGCAUGCGACAGUUGCAUUCAUCUUUUGUUUAAUACCGAAAGUCAGGGAAAGACUCGGAAAUGAACCAGCAAUGCUUCCUUUGAUUGCUGUGAUUGUGCAUCCUGGCAGACGUGCAAGUGCUACUAUUCAAGGUGCGGUAAAUUGUAUCACCGGCCUGCUCUUUGGCUUGGCCUAUUCCCUUCUUGGACGGUUCAUUGCACAGAGAUGCUUGGGUAACAGUUGGAGCAUAUUAACAGAGCGCGAACAAUAUCAUUCACAUUAUCAGCGAUUCGAGUCAGCUUUGGCAAUUUUGGCAAUAUUCGAGAUGGCUAUGCUUUUCUUUCACGGCUGGAUGAGAUCAGUUUCGCACCAUUACUUUAGUAUAGUUUUCCCAUUGUUUCUGGUGGUUCACUUUGCGUUUAUGGCACCUCUAACCGAAUCCCCCGCUACAAUUGCGAAGGCCUUCAGCGUACCGUUUUACCUUGGAAUUGCUAUGUCAAUAUUCUGGAAUUUGUUGUUGUUCCCAGAAUUUGGAAGCACUUAUCUGGGCAAUGCAACCGUUGAUGCGCUUAAUGAAAUUCAUAAGUCUAUCGAUUCAGCAAUCGAAUUUUUCAUUUCUAUCGAUUCAAGCGAUCCAUCUCUUUUAAUGUAUAAUGUGGAGCCAAUUUCACUAGCAAAGUUACUUAAGCUCAAGGAAUCUAUUGACAGUAAAGUAUCGAACUGUACGUUGGUAUUGGAUGAGUGUAUCUAUGAGAUUUCGUACCCCUACGUUUCUCCGUCAGAGUUAAAGAACGUUAUUCAAAAUUUCAAGCAUCUUUGCAUGUACAUCAGUGCUCUGGUAAAUGCUUGUCAACUAGAAUUUAUUCUAUUAGGUCGUGAGAAACAUGGUAACAUUGAGCAUGAUUUGCUGAAGAUAGAAACGGAAAAGGAAAUGAGUCAUGCAGACUCUAAAAGAUUAUUGAAUGUUUUGAGAAGAAUGAAAGGUCCAAUUUAUCACCUUCACAAGACGCUCAGCAAAUCUAUUUACAUCAUCAAGGUAGCACUUGCCUACUCUCAUGAUGUAAACUUGAAGAACGUUCAGAUCCAGGAAAUUUUCUCAGAUGAAGUGUUUCCGUCUUACAAAUUGAAAAAGGAGAUACCGCAGAGUCUUGACUUCGAGCAGUAUAUUAAUGAAUUGGAAAAUGCUGUGAUUGAAUUCGAUCUAAAAUUCAGGGAGGAAAUGAUUCAUUUAGAUGAGAAUUUGUUAACUCCAAAGGAUGAAAUGUUUUUGCUAUCAUCGUUUUUGAUGAACUUCAAAGAGACCACUAAUUCAGUUGUUGCGAUCAUGAAAGAGACUAAAAACAUAUUUGAAAUCAGAAAGAAACAAGAGGCCAAAGGAUGGCUCAAGGGAAAAUCUCUUUGGUUCAAUUUUUUGCGCAAUUAUGAAGAUUUCAAAAAAUGGGUUGGAGGGACAUCACACUCCAGAAACAUAACAGAGAGUCAAAGUUUGAAUGGCGGUGUCAUAGAGAAUAACUAUCGUCCACCCGCUGAUAUGGCGGUCAUGAGGCCUCAUGCUGAAGAGGAAGAGGUCCUAUCUCAGCAGCGUGCUAAUUAUGUCAAUUUCGAACAUUCAGAACCCAACCUUCCACAAACUACCAAGUUCACCACGACCGACUCAGCGUUUGAUGUCUCAAGUUCGUCAACCAAGGAAAAAAAAUCAUAUGCAUUCAAAAAUCGACUCUCAUAUUGGCUAAUAAAAUCGUUGAUAUUCUGUGACUCCUUUUACAACCGAAAUAGAGAGCAUUUCCGAUUUGGAUUACAAGUGACCAUUGCUUUGAUGUUAGCCUCCUUUCCUAUGUUCAUUCCAAAAGCACGUCAAUGGUACAUAGAUAUUCGUGGUACAUGGGUUGGUUUCGUGUGUAUUUUAGCCAUGGAACCUUCUGUAGGGGGCACUUUUUGGGUAUUCUUUUUACGUGGGGUUGGUGUUGUCAUAGGUGCAGCGUGGGGCUACCUUUCUUACGUAGCGGGUGUUCAUCAGACAAAUCCAUAUUUGGAGACGGUGAUUACAAUAUUCGGAGCCGUACCGGGGUUCUACUUUCUUCUGGGAUCACCAUAUGUCAAGGCAGCAAUUAUCCAAAUCAUCAGCAUUUACAUUGUUAUGCUCGCUGCCAUUCUUCCUUCUAAUAACCAAGGGAGCAUUCUGGCGAAUUUUGGAAAAAGAUGUUUAGCCGUGGGUUACGGUGGUGGGAUAGCCGUCAUUGUCCAAGUAACUCUUUUUCCAAUUAAAGCUCGUGAUCAGCUUAAUGAAGAAAUUUCCUUCGUAGCUGGCUGUAUUUCCGAGAUGGAGAUGCUUGUCGCUUCGGGGCUUGAGGGACAAAGUCUUAAAUCAAGCUUGACCGAGGACAGAUACCAGCGGUCAAGCAGAAUAUCUCAGAGUGCAAAAUCUGCUCUGGUAAGAGCCACAGCAUAUAAGGGUCUAACGAGACAAGAGCCGAGAUUGAAAGGAGAGUACACCGAGCUAGAGAAUGUCUUCACUCAAAUUAUUUUUAUCCAAAGGCAAAUAAUUGAUAGAAUGGAUAAUAUUGUUCUGCUCAGAAAACAAUACGGUAGUGCAAUCAUUGAAGAGUUAAAUCAUCUAGUAUAUCCUUAUAGGAGACAGUUCGUCGCAUCGAUUGCGUGCCUAAUGAGAGCUGUUCAAGAGGCCAUAAUCAACAAGACACCACUUCCUCAAUUUGUUCCUAGUGCCAGAAUAGCUCAUCGAAGAUUGAUCAACAAAGUCCGGGAAACAUUGAAAGUUAGAUAUCGCUCUCAAAUAGGCAAUUUAAGGCCUAGAGAAAUGGUUGAUUUAUAUCAACAUGAUAACGCCUCAACCGAAGAAGGUGCAGAAUACGAAGGACUUUCUAUGGUUGCUAAAAGGCCCGCUAGAAAUUCUUUACCUCCCCAUGAGUACAUUUUGAAGGAAAAGUUUCUGAGCUGGAAUGCAUCAACUGCAGCGAUGGAAGAGGUUAUUGAAUAUAUCGAGGAACUAGUUGAACUUACAAAAAUUUUAGUUGGCGUUAACGAGUUCAAAUACGGUUUUCUGUCGAGACCUUUAUAUGAGGACUGGGCAGCGGAUGCCGUGGUUGGCUUUGAAGAUUUUGUUAAUAGGAAAAAGCAGGAUAAUCAGGCUAGAUACCCAUCACCCUACACACAUUCCCUCUCAUCUGCUAUUUCGGAGGGUGAUGAGAACUCUAGUGAUGCUGAGUUAGAACGAGAGGGACCUGUCGCAUUGAAUGCAGACGCUAGAUUUGAUCCUGACGGCAUUGAUUUAGCGCAUAUUGCUUCGCAUAAAAGCAAGAAUUCUUUUGAAGUUCAAAGUUUACCAAAGGGCUUUAGGAAGAGAGUUUAUUCAAUCGGCUCGCGUAUAGCUGCUGAGGAAAACUUGACCAAUAUCUCUAAGACGAGGACUUUAGGUGACACGGACGAUCAAGCUAUUCACGAUAACUCUGAUUCGGAUGAAGAACUGCCCUUAGCAUUGAAAAGAAUGAUUUCUAAGACUCGUUAG